Messenger RNA from Gopherus evgoodei (Goodes thornscrub tortoise), 2443 nucleotides. Its product is annotated as protocadherin beta-16-like. NCBI's taxonomy places the organism in Eukaryota, Metazoa, Chordata, Testudines, Testudinidae. Gene Ontology annotation, molecular function: calcium ion binding. The record is from RefSeq and is a predicted model, not a curated record. Gene Ontology annotation, cellular component: plasma membrane. Gene Ontology annotation, biological process: homophilic cell-cell adhesion.
CAAUGGGUCUGCGCCAGGAACGGGUGACAAAGGAUUACAGGGAAAGGGCGGCUGAAUAAUUACAGUUAAAGUCAACAUUGAAGGACAAAUCGUUUUCCAUCUAGCACAACAUAUGAAUGGCUGCAGCAGCUUUGCAGAGAGGCCUGUGUUUCAAAUCUGACCCGGGAAUGGCUGGCGGAAUGGAGAAUCGCUCCAGAAAAAGGCAAGUUCUGUCUUUCUUUCUGUGUCUCUGUGUGUCCCUGGGGGCGUGUGAGACGAUCCGCUAUUCUAUGCCCGAAGAGAAGAAAAUAGUUGCUACUAUUGCAAAGGAUUUGAAACUGGAUGUAGGGAAAUUGUCUGGUCGCAGUGCUCGGCUAGUUUCUAAAAGCAGCAAGCAAUAUUUUGAGCUGAACACAAGCUCCGGGGAUGUGAUAAUAAAGGAGAAAAUAGACCGUGAGGAUUUGUGCGGACAGAGCGACCCGUGUUUGCUGCAAUUCGAAUUUUUGUUGGAAAAUCCACUGCAGCUGUACAGAAUAGAGGUGCAGAUAGAUGAUGUGAAUGACAAUACCCCUACAUUCUCUAAAAAUGAAUUCCCUUUGGAGCUACCUGAACUGCUCCCCGUAAAUAGCCGCUUCUCCUUGGAAAGGGCCCAAGAUUCAGAUAUAAGAACAAACGGUAUCCAGAGUUACGCAAUCAGCUCUAAUGAGCACUUCAGCCUAGAUGUGCAUUCUCAGGGGGACGGCAGUAAACACGCGGAGCUGGUAUUAGAGAAACAAUUAGAUCGGGAGGAGCAGGCGCAGUUGAUGCUGAUUCUCACAGCCGCCGAUGGGGGCCUGCCACACAGAACAGGCACAGCCCGAAUACGCGUUAAUGUGUUGGACAGCAACGAUAACUUCCCGCAGUUUAGUCAGUCGGUGUACAAGGUGCAGUUAAUGGAAAAUAGUCCGAGGGACACUUUGGUCACUAAGGUUGAAGCCAGUGAUUUGGAUCAAGGUUUAAAUGCAGAAAUCACCCACUCAUUCGGGCAGGUCCCUGACAGAGUCCUCAAGUUAUUCAAAUUAAAUCAAUUAUCCGGAGAAAUCACUGUUUUGGGAAUAAUUGACUAUGAAGAGAGAAGCAGUUAUGAGAUGAACAUCCAGGCCACAGAUGGCGGGGGUCUAUAUGCGCACUGCAAAGUCCUGGUACAGAUCAAGGGCAUGAAUGACAACGCUUCGGAAGUAACGCUGACAUCCCUCACCAGCACCAUACCCGAGGACUCGUCCCCUGAGACAGUGGUGGCCCUGUUCAGUGUGAGCGACCGAGACUCCGGGGACAAUGGCAGAACGCUCUGCUCCAUUCAGGAAAAUGUCCCAUUUGCUUUAAAAUCGACUCUGAAAGAUUAUUACGAGCUUGUUACACAAAAGCUCCUGGACCGAGAGAAAGUGCCUGAGUAUAACAUAACCAUCACAGCCACAGACCGGGGCACUCCGAGGCUCACCUCCGUGAGGAUCAUCCGAGUUCACUCCAUAAACUCCGAGAACGGGGAGGUGUACGCGCUGCAGUCUCUGGAUUAUGAGCAAAGGAGGGAUUUCCAGGUUACAGUGAGAGCUGCAGAUGGCGGGUCCCCGCCACUGAGCUCUGAAGUCAUUGUCCGAGUUGUGAUAAUUGACCAAAAUGACAACGCCCCCUUCAUUUUAUACCCUCUGCAGAACAGCAGCUCCCCCGCUAAUGACCUGGUUCCCAGAUCGGCGGAGGCGGGUUACGUGGUGACGAAGGUGGUGGCUGUGGAUGGAGAUUUCGGUCAGAAUUCUUGGUUUUCCUACCAGCUGCUCAAGGCCACAGACCCAAGUCUCUUCGCUGUGGGGCUCCAAACCGGGGAAUUAAAAACCAGCAGGCCUAUAACGAGCCCGGACUCCGUGAAACAGAAACUUGUCGUCCUAGUUAGAGACAACGGAGAGCCGGCCAGAUCCACCACCUCGACGCUUAAUGUGCUUCUGGUGGAUGGGUUUUCAGACGCCUACAUGCAGUUACUGGAUGUACCACAAGAGGAGGAGCAGCAGGACACGUUAAUCCUGUAUCUAGUCAUUUCUUUGUCUUUCAUUUCAUUCCUUUUUCUGGUUUCUGUGGUAACGAUUAUCUCGGUCCGGCUGUACAGAACGAAGCAGUGCCGAGAUCAGUAUUUUUCAUCGUCCAGGAACUUUUAUAGUGACCGCCACUUCCCCACAAAUCCUGUGGAGACGAGCGGCAAUGGGACUCUGCCUCAAUCUUAGUGUUAUGAGGUUUGCUUGACAACUGGGUCUGGUACCAGCGAAUUUAAAUUUCUCAGGCCGCUGGUACCAUCUCUACCCGUUGACCCCAGCGUUGCAGGAGGGUCCAUUUUUGACUCUCAGAUUAACUCUCAGCUAAAGGAGGAGAAAGAAUCGAUGAGGGAGGGCAGAGCUUCUGUUUCUGAAGACUCCAUACCCCGAUCUUCAGGUGAAGGCUG